GUGCGAAUUCAGCUAUUGUUCAUUACUGAAAACAACGUUGCCUGUCAGACAAAUGUCAACGCGAUACAAAAUCGACAGAGUGAGACCUGAGAGGGUCAACUCCAUGCGACUGCACGAAGCGUCGUUUCGUGAACGGCUCUAUGAUAAUCUCAUGCAAAUUGUGUAUGAGGAAUCCAUUUUGGGGAAGAUAUUCGAGCGCCUAGAAGCCAUCGCCAAACUGCAUCGGGUUCGAAUAUUAUAUGGCCUGCUCGGUUUUUGCGCCUACAUCAUCCUAAGGUUCCCAGUUGAAGCUUCCGAAGCAGUUUUGCGUACAAUCAUUGCCCUAGGCGCAUUCCGAUGUAUCGAACUCGAUGCCCCGAGGCAUUGCUCACCCUACUGGCUGAAAAUGGCUCUUGUAUACAGCCUAAUGACGCUUUUAUGCAAGAUGUUUGCCUAUACCUUCCAAAUACCAGAAGAGUACUGCCAGGUCGGAAAGAGUCUAUUCGUGGUGUGGGCCUGCACUGCGCCUUACGGUAACUUCGAACGGGUCUACCAAGGGCUACUGGGAAGUUGGUACAUGAUGCGCGUAUCCGUGUAGCCUGUCACGUUCAUUACAUACACCGCUGAUAUUUCGACGAAAUCAGCAUUAGAAGCUUGUCGCACUUUUCGUUUGAGAUUGACAGAAAGGAGAAGAGACUGUUUUCUCUUUAAAGUUUUCAUGUAAAUAAAUGAACGUCUAGCUAAAUAACAAAAUAAUUCAAUAAAUAAGAAUUGAUGUCUGCUUUUAC
Molecule: messenger RNA, 767 nt
Organism: Varroa destructor (honeybee mite)
Lineage: Eukaryota; Metazoa; Arthropoda; Arachnida; Mesostigmata; Varroidae
Source: RefSeq, a predicted model, not a curated record